UCUCGAUAAAAAUAAAUCCUGGCCGUCGACUUGCGUGUAUCAGGCGAAUUAGGGUUUUAGACUUAUAGUAUUUAUUCUGGCAGGCAAUACCAUUUUCCUCUUAUUGUCUGCUCUCUGCCAUCACUGUGAGCAUCAUCGAUGGCGUUUGUAAAAGCUCAGAAGUCGAAAGCUUACUUCAAGCGUUUUCAAGUUAAAUACAAGAGAAGGAGAGAGGGUAAGACUGAUUACAGAGCAAGGAUUCGUCUAAUCAACCAGGACAAGAACAAGUAUAACACUCCAAAAUAUCGAUUUGUUGUGCGAUUUACCAACAAAGAUGUAACUGCACAAAUUAUACAUUCGACCAUUGCUGGUGAUAUAGUUCUUGCAGCUGCCUACUCCCAUGAGCUCCCUAAAUAUGGCCUUGAAGUGGGACUCACCAAUUAUGCUGCAGCUUACUGCACUGGGCUUCUUUUGGCCCGACGCGUACUGAAAACGCUUCAGAUGGAUGGGGAGUAUGAAGGAAAUGUUGAGGCUACUGGAGAAGAUUUUUCUGUUGAACCAGCUGGAGAAAGGAGACCUUUCCGUGCUCUUCUUGAUGUUGGACUUGUGAGGACAACAACUGGAAACCGUGUUUUUGGUGCUCUCAAGGGAGCUUUGGACGGUGGACUUGAUAUUCCCCACAGUGACAAGAGGUUUGCAGGAUUCAGCAAGGAUAGCAAGCAGCUUGAUGCUGAACUCCACCGAAAGUACAUCUAUGGCGGCCAUGUUGCUGCAUACAUGAGGAUUUUGAUGGAAGAUGAACCAGAGAAGUACCAGUCUCACUUCAGUGAGUAUGUAAAGAGAGGUAUUGAUGCUGAUAACAUGGAAGAGCUUUACAAGAAGGUACAUUCUGCCAUACGUGCAGAUCCCAUAACGAAGAAGACAGAGAAGCAGCCUCCAAAGGAGCACAAGAGAUACAACCUGAAGAAGUUGACCUAUGAGGAAAGAAAGAAUAAGUUGAUUGAAAGGUUGAAGGCUCUUAACUCUGCUGCUGACGCCGAGGACAGUGAUGAAGACUGAGUGUACUUGACAGAAUUGUCUAUUUAUUUCAAGAACAAGAUUUUGGCUAUUUUCUGUUAAGUAGGCUGAGGAUUAUUUAUUGUUUUGCAGCGAAUUUCAGUUUCUUUUACCAUUUUUUUGGAUUAAUUGAAAGAUUUCUAGUCUCUAUUUGGCAAACCCCUUGGAAAUUAUAAAAUUACUAUAGAAAAACUAAUGGAACGGAGAGCAGUUGUUCUUGUGAUCGUA
This is a messenger RNA of Jatropha curcas, 1263 nucleotides long. Its product is annotated as large ribosomal subunit protein uL18. Gene Ontology annotation, biological process: ribosomal large subunit assembly; translation. Gene Ontology annotation, molecular function: structural constituent of ribosome; 5S rRNA binding. Gene Ontology annotation, cellular component: cytosolic large ribosomal subunit; ribosome. The record is from RefSeq and is a predicted model, not a curated record. NCBI's taxonomy places the organism in Eukaryota, Viridiplantae, Streptophyta, Magnoliopsida, Malpighiales, Euphorbiaceae.